Messenger RNA from Drosophila eugracilis, 552 nucleotides. RefSeq lists its product as uncharacterized. The transcript is spliced from 3 exons. Lineage: Eukaryota; Metazoa; Arthropoda; Insecta; Diptera; Drosophilidae. Bases 1 to 552 code for a protein of 183 amino acids. The record is from RefSeq and is a predicted model, not a curated record.
AUGAAGCUAAAAAGCCAUCCAUUCGAGGUGUUCUCAUUUGUAGUCAUCGUUGUGUUACUCUGCAAUUCAGAUGCUUUAUUUAAGUUUAAGAACAUCAAGUGUACUUGCUAUGAAAAAUCAUUCUGUGAAGUUAAGCGUUGUGAAUUGAAGGUUUUAGGUCGCGGAAUUAUAGGACUUUUCCUAUAUGCCCAAGCCAAUCAGCUACCAAUUUCUACAGCAACGUGUGUUUUAACCUUGUAUAGAAGGUUCAAUGGCUAUAGACCUUUCCUGUAUAAUAUCACAGUAGAUGUUUGUUACUUUCUGAAAAACCAAAACCGUUAUCCAUUCUUUGGUUUGGUUUACGAGGGAAUAAAUAACUUCAGCAACAUAAAUCACACGUGUCCCUACAAUCAUGACAUAAUAGUUGAUCGAAUGGUUUUGGAUGACAAAAUGAUUGCCAAAGUUCCAGUGCCAAGUGGGUUCUACAAACUCAAGUUUUACCUGAGAACAGAUGGAGUUUCGCGGGGCGAGGUUGAAGUUCAAGUAGAAGUUAAUUUGGGAUAUGAUCGAUGA